UUCUUUAUGAUUUAAAUGUAUACCAGUUCUGAAGAUGAAGUGGAUGUGCUUUUACAUGGAACUCCCGACCAAAAACGAAAACUCAUCAGAGAAUGUCUUACUGGAGAAAGUGAAUCAUCUAGUGAAGAUGAAUUUGAAAAAGAAAUGGAAGCCGAAUUAAAUUCCACCAUAAAAACAAUGGAAGACAAGUUAUCCUCUCUGGAAACAGAGUCUUCCUCAGGAAAUGGGAAAGUUGCAACAGCUGUGACAAAGUACUAUGAUGAUAUAUAUUUUGAUUCUGAUUCUGAGGAUGAAGACAAAGCAGCACAGGUAACCAAGAAAAAAAAGAAGAAACGACACAGGAUUCCAACAAAUGAUGAAUUACUAUAUGAUCCUGAAAAAGAUAACAGAGAUCAGGCCUGGGUUGAUGCACAGAGAAGAGGCUACCAUGGUUUUGGAAUACAGAGGCCACAUCAGCAACAGCAGCCAGUUCCAAAUAGCGAUGCUGUCUUGAAUUGCCCUGCCUGCAUGACCACACUGUGUCUUGAUUGCCAAAGGCAUGAAUCAUAUAAAACUCAAUAUAGAGCAAUGUUUGUGAUGAAUUGUUCUGUCAACAAAGAGGAGAUUCUAAGAUACAAAACUCCAGAGAACAGGAAGAAGAGGCGAGGCCGGAAGAAGAUGCGGUCUGACCGUGAGGAUGCUGCAGAGCAGGCAGAGACAGAAGUGGAAGAAGUCUAUCACCCUGUUAUGUGCACCGAAUGUUCCACCGAAGUGGCAGUCUAUGACAAGGAUGAAGUCUUUCAUUUUUUCAAUGUUUUAGCAAGCCAUUCCUAAAUAGCUAAGUUGACAUUUAAUUGCCCAAUGUUGUAUAUAAAGCAGAUAUGGACAGUUAUUUUUCUCCUGCCUACUUAUAUCAAGUGACAUUAUGAGUUGUUAUUUGAAGGAGCUGUGUUUCAUCUUUAUGUAUUUGAACAAGAAUGGUUAUCAACAUUCAUCCCUCCCCCUUUAAAAACAUUUCCCCAAGCUCUGAUGAAACUGAUUAUUCAUUCCCUUUUUGAUGGACUUUGGAAACUUGGGGCUUUUUAUUUAUUAAAGCUCUUUAGAAUUAAAAUGUCCUGGGGUUAUAAGUAA
This is a messenger RNA of Pteropus alecto (black flying fox), 1110 nucleotides long. It is a transcript of the gene EAPP, whose product is annotated as E2F associated phosphoprotein. The coding region runs from base 16 to 813 and encodes 265 amino acids. The record is from RefSeq and is a predicted model, not a curated record. Gene Ontology annotation, cellular component: nucleus. The transcript is spliced from 5 exons. NCBI's taxonomy places the organism in Eukaryota, Metazoa, Chordata, Mammalia, Chiroptera, Pteropodidae. Gene Ontology annotation, biological process: positive regulation of cell population proliferation.